Molecule: messenger RNA, 1593 nt
Organism: Thlaspi arvense
Lineage: Eukaryota; Viridiplantae; Streptophyta; Magnoliopsida; Brassicales; Brassicaceae
Source: the annotation of a GenBank genome assembly
AUGCACGUACUGUUCGAGACAGCCGGGGGUUUUGCCCUCUUUAAGGUUCUAGAUGAAGGGAAGUUGUCUAACGUUGAGGAUUUGGGUAAAGAGUUCUUAUCUCCAGAAUCUGCACGAAGGAUGGUUAGGCUAACAGCUUUUGAUAAGUUUGAUAACACAUCCGAAGCGCUCGAAGCAGUGGCUAAAUUGCUUGAUGGAUCUCCAAACAAAAGUCUUCGCAAAUUUUUGAAAGCUAACUGUCAAGGCGAAGUCUUAGCUGUGGCUGAUUCAAAGCUUGGAAACAUUAUCAAGGAGAAGCUGAAAAUUGAUUGUGUUCACAACAACGCUGUGAUGGAGCUUCUACGAGGUGUUAGAAGUCAGUUUACCGAACUCAUUACUGGUUUGGGUCAUCAAGACUUGGCACCUAUGAGCUUGGGUUUGUCUCACAGCCUCGCUAGAUACAAGCUGAAGUUCAGUUCUGACAAGGUGGAUACUAUGAUUAUCCAAGCAAUCGGCUUGCUUGAUGACCUUGACAAAGAAUUGAACACAUACGCGAUGAGGGUCAGAGAGUGGUACGGGUGGCAUUUUCCAGAGCUUGCUAAGAUCAUAUCAGACAAUAUCCACUAUGCCAAAUCUGUUAAAUUGAUGGGUGACCGGAUUAAUGCUGCAAAGCUAGACUUCUCUGAGAUCUUAGCGGAUGAGGUUGAGGCGGAAUUGAAGGAAGCCGCUGUGAUAUCUAUGGGAACAGAAGUCAAUGACAUGGACUUGAUGCACAUCCGUGAACUCUGUGACCAAGUUAUCUCGCUUGCUGAGUACAGAGCCCAGCUUUACGAUUACCUGAAGAGCAGAAUGAACACUGUUGCUCCAAACUUGACUGCUUUAGUUGGUGAGCUAGUUGGUGCUCGUCUAAUCUCUCAUGGGGGUAGCUUAUUGAACCUCGCCAAGCAACCUGGGAGCACGGUUCAGAUUCUGGGAGCUGAGAAAGCCCUCUUUAGGGCACUCAAGACUAAGCACGCCACACCCAAGUAUGGUUUGAUCUACCACGCAUCUGUGGUUGGUCAAGCAGCACCGAAGCACAAGGGAAAGAUCUCUCGGUCAUUAGCUGCUAAGUCAGCUCUAGCUAUUAGGUGUGAUGCUCUUGGCGAUGGCCAAGAUAAUACUAUGGGACUUGAAAACCGUGCUAAGCUUGAAGCGAGGUUGAGAAAUCUUGAAGGAAAGGAUUUAGGUCGUCUGUCUGGUUCAGCUAAAGGAAAGCCUAAGGUUGAAGUCUAUGACAAGGAUAAAAAGAAGGGAUCUGGUGGUCUCAUUACUCCCGCUAAGACUUACAACUCUGCUGCAGAUUCUCUUCUUGGUCAAACGCCGGCCGAGGAGUCAUCGAAGAAGAAAGAUAAGAAGAAGAAGAAGGUGGUGGAAGCAGAGGAGCCUGAAAAGGAGGAACCAUCAAAGAAGAAGAAGAAGAAGAAAGCGGAAGCAGAAACAGAAACAGAAGCCGUAGAGGUUGUCAAGGAAGAGAAGAAGAAUAAGAAGAAGAGAAAGCAUGAGGAAGCAGAAGCAACUGAAACGCCAGCUAAGAAGAAAGAUAAGAAAGAGAAGAAAAAGAAAAUUAAGGCCUGA